CAAAACCCAACUUUCUCUGGAGAUUCAUCACUUGGCCAUACUGCUUGGCAGAUACGUGUAGUCCGGAAUAUUGUACUGGUACAUUAUCAGCAAGAAUACACUGUGUAUUCACAUUCAUCGUUCUUGAAUC
Molecule: messenger RNA, 130 nt
Organism: Racocetra fulgida
Lineage: Eukaryota; Fungi; Glomeromycota; Glomeromycetes; Diversisporales; Gigasporaceae
Source: the annotation of a GenBank genome assembly